This is a messenger RNA of Varroa destructor (honeybee mite), 1629 nucleotides long. RefSeq lists its product as uncharacterized. Gene Ontology annotation, molecular function: metal ion binding. The record is from RefSeq and is a predicted model, not a curated record. Lineage: Eukaryota; Metazoa; Arthropoda; Arachnida; Mesostigmata; Varroidae.
GCACAAAUCAUUCACAUAAAUCGACGUUCGAUUUCCCUGUCCAGAUAACCUAACCAAUGCCUGAUGGUGCGAUGUAUUAUAUUCGGGACGGCCUUAGCAGAACACGAAGUCUUUGCUACCAAAUAUUACCUUCGUGGCCCGUCGACAGUUAAAAGUGGCAGCGGAAAGAACAGUAUUAGGGCCCUUUCCACUAGAGGAGUCCACUUUGGUAUAGGCUUCAGUAGCGUUAACGGGUUGUACCGUGCGCCAGCAAGACGCUUGCUAAGAUGGCGGGGCGUCGACGAAAAUAACGACCAUACGAGGUAUACGCCAGAAAAUUACAAAAAAAUUGGAUAUUGUGUUAUAAUUUACAAACAAGCAUGAAGGGUAUUCCGUAUUACUCAACGUAAUCCGAAUAUUUUUUCAAUCUUUAUAUUGGUGAGGAACUGCAUCGUCUGCACGUGACGUUCGUGAGCUCAUGGAUGAAUACUACCAGAAUAACCGAAGGACGACAAACCAGUAUUAGUUGUACAGCAGUCAACAUUGCUGUAUGAACUUUGAGUUUCAGUUGGCUGCUCAGGAUUCUUGAUGCUGCGUCUGCAUAAACUUGGAGCACUAACGCAACGACGAAACAUAACAAGUCCAAUAUAGUACAGCAUUUACUUCUACAAACGGUUCUGUUUCGACAUGAAGCUUUGGGGAUUCAGUUCUCUUCAGUUGGGCGCGAUUGAAGUCGCACCUGCAAACUCCGAGGCUCAACUGCAGCGGAAACUCGCCAUUUGCAGCUGCUGCGAUUACUGUUGCCCGGUAAUGCGUCUCGGAGACUGUGGCCACGUGUUUUGUCAGCGUUGCCUUGUUGAGCAGGUCGUUGCCGAAGAUAUUUCAGCCACCAUAUGCGCGAUAUGCAGGCGAUUUGUUGCCACUAUGGAGAUUCGUAUUCAGGAGAAGUUUGUAACACAACUUUGUUGCUCGUGUCCAGCGUGCGAAGUCAUAUUGAAAGUCAAGGAACUACGAGAUCAUUUUGUGAAAUGUAUCAGAAAUCCGGAAAGAGUGCAGGGAACGACGACUAAGGUGCUAGCUAUUGCGAAUAAACACCGUAAUUCGAGUGAAGAAAACCACGACAUCCACGAGGCCAACAGUUCUUUCGCUACUUCUCGGCGUGAGUCUGAGGACCUUCUUGAGAAUCGAAUGAAUGUUAUUGAAGAAAAACUGCGUGCUAUGAAUCGGCCCACAUUUCCAAGCUUUUAUGCAGUUCAAUUAAUCUAUAAUUAUAAGACGUCUGAAUCGUGUAAAACGUAUAGAACACCGACGGUGUACACUGCGGGCCUGGGUAUCUAUUUCGCAGCGACUACCCGGAGUAAAAGUCUGUACCUUCGGAUUGCGUUACUCGAAGGAGUUAAUCUAACUCAAAAAAUUUUCUCCGUGUUAAAAGUCACUGUACGACACGGACAAGCAACUGAAGGAUCAGGCCAUACUACUACUUUAAGGAAUUAUGAAGUUGGACAGCUCGCUACGUUAGAUUCGUUCUUCCAAAGCAACGAAAGAGAUAAUGUCAUACUAACUGUAUGUAUCGAGCAAGUAGAACCUUGGCCUUUCUAAAUACGCCUACUGGAAACAAGAUAAAAAUAAACGAUACUUCUAAUAUAGAAA